Rotaria sordida is the source of this 1396-nucleotide messenger RNA. Lineage: Eukaryota; Metazoa; Rotifera; Eurotatoria; Philodinida; Philodinidae. The record is from the annotation of a GenBank genome assembly.
UUCGAGCAACAGAUGAAGGUGGUUUAGGUGUAUCAAGUUAUGCACCCAUUAGUAUUAAAGUCGUCGAUAUAAAUAAUAAUGCACCAAUACCAACGAAUUCACCUUGGAUAUUAAAUGAAAGUGAAAUAAAUCCAAGUACUACAGUAAUUUUUACUGAUUAUGAUGAUCCAGCACAAAAUAAUACGAUACCAUUUCGUGUUGAAAUUUUAAGUCCAUCAGGUUUUACAUUAUCUGGUCCAACAUUAAAUUAUGAUGGAAGAUAUCAAUUAACAUAUAAUGGUAUUUUAAAUCGUACAAUAACAAAAAAUUUAACUGUUACAUUUAAUGCAAGUGAUAAUAAAGGUUAUUCAGCAAUAACAACAAUACCAAUUAUUGUUGGUGAUAUUUUAAAUACAUAUCCAAUAUCGGAUGGUUUUAAAACAAUAAAUAUACUUUAUGUUAAUGGUUAUAUGAAUUCAUUACGAAAUGUUCCACUUGGUUCAGUUUAUGUUAAUGAUUUAGAUGAUUGGUUUCGUACAAGUCGAACAUAUUCAAUACGUGAUGUUAGUAAUGGACAAUUAUUUAGUGCUUCACAAGGUUUUUUAAGUACACCUGAAGCACUUUAUCCAGGAUCAUAUACAAUACAUGUUGAUGUAACGAAACCUAUAGCAUCAUCAACAGCUUUAAGUACAAUUGAUCUUUCAGUUACGGGUGUUGAUAGUGAAUUUGUUCGAGAAGCAGCAACAAUUCGUAUUCAAGGUGAAUAUCCUGAAACAUUAAUUGAUCUAUCACUUGGUAAUCGUCUUAAUAUACUUCGUAAUGCACUUGCAUCAUUUUUACUUGUUACUACUGAUUCAAUUAUUAUACUUGCUAUACGUCCAGUUUAUCAAUAUCGUAGUCUAUAUUAUCCACCAUUACCAUUUAAUCAAGCUAAAAAACAAGCAUUAACUGAUGUUAUUUUUUAUGUACCAUCAUUAAAGAGAAAUGAUAUUGAAAAUACAUUAAAUAUGAAUCUUCCAUUAUUUUUAUCGCGUUAUGAUAUAAUAGCAAAUGCAAGUGGACCAAAUCCAUGUACAAAUUAUAUUUGUCCAACAAAUACAAUUUGUCGAUCAACACGUGCUAUUCAACCAUUACCUUAUGCAAUUGAUGCAAAUCAAACAUCGUUUGUUGGUAUAAAUAUUGUUGAUUCAGCUGAUUGUGUUAAUUCAACAUAUUCAACAAAUUUUACAAAUACACAAUUUGGAUGUAUUACAUAUACAUUUAAUAAUUCAACAUAUUGUCCAUGUACAUCAUUACAAACAUAUGCACCACUUGGACCAUAUUGUCAAGUACUUGGUAGAACAUUUAAUGAAAAUGGUGGUGGUUAUGCUGUAUAUGAUGGAAGAACUUUUUCAAAUCGUGCACCAACACGUUUUUC